Brienomyrus brachyistius is the source of this 2875-nucleotide messenger RNA. RefSeq names its product eukaryotic translation initiation factor 2-alpha kinase 1 (gene eif2ak1). Gene Ontology annotation, biological process: protein phosphorylation. NCBI's taxonomy places the organism in Eukaryota, Metazoa, Chordata, Actinopteri, Osteoglossiformes, Mormyridae. Gene Ontology annotation, molecular function: ATP binding; protein kinase activity. Bases 640 to 2463 code for a protein of 607 amino acids. The transcript is spliced from 15 exons. The record is from RefSeq and is a predicted model, not a curated record.
AGCAGGUCACCAGACUGGAGUAAGUCUCUCAGAGUACAGUACUUGUGUUCAAGGUUGUAUGGGCUCACCCUCGUCAUGAAACUGUGUAUCUCCUCAUAACUUUUCAGUUUUUACUUUGUCGCUAUAUUGGUAUCAGUCAUGACGGUGUAAUUCUUUUGCCACAUAUUAUUGCUGCUAAUUGUUUGUUAUGGUCUCCAUGAAUUCAAAUACAGGAGUACCUUUGUCUUUUUUCAUUCGCUUUAAGCACCUAUGACGUCUUUGUUCCGAAUUAAAUUGUCACACAUACCACAUGCUAAUGUUGCCGUCACAGAGUAAUUUUAUUAUCGCUGCGGAAAUUGUUUGUGAUUGACUGUACAGUGCACAACCUUACAAAAAAUGAUUGUGUGAGUUUAAUGUUGUGUAGUAUGUACCUGCAUUCUACAGUAUGCAUAAACUGCACGAGGAACUGUUUAUUAUGCCUCUGUCUAUGUUUUCAUAGCCCUUGUUGUGGGGCAGGGCUGUGGGAGUGCUCUACCGGUCAUGUUUUAGACUGAUAAGCCUCACUUAUUAACAUGACCGAGGCGAAAACAGGAGGUGUUAUUUAGACGUUGAUUGAAUGUUCAGCUGCGUUUGAAUGUUAAGUCAGCAUAUAAUUAAGCGAUGGCACAAGAGAAUAAAGAUAUUUUUCAGUUGAUUGCUAAAGUCAUUGCCGAAGCUUCGGACUCUGCUGAAAAUGGCGAGGUACUCAUUUCUGGUAAACAGUACCUGUCCAUCCAGGAUUUUGCCUCCACAAUUCCCAACCACCUGCUGUUAGGUUCCCUCCUAGAGCAUUUGUGUUUUGUCUAUGAGAAAGAUCAGCAGCGAUCACGUAUGCUUUUCAAAGUGAUUGGACAGCGGUUGGCAGCGAUGAACCUGCUCUCUCCGCUGGCCGUAAGCGAUGAGUUCAGCACUGUGAGGCUCCAGCACAACAGGGCCUUUGCUGAGCUGCUGCAUGCCGCCAGCACUUCCCUCUUCCACCAGGACCAUAGGUAUUUAAAUACAGAUAAUCAGAGCCUCAAGACAAGACCAAAAGAUGGUCUUUUCCAAGCUCAGACAUCUCGCUACCUCAGUGAGUUUGAGGAAAUAUGUGGACUUGGCAAAGGAUCGUAUGGAAAGGUUUUUCAGGUGAGGAAUAAAUUGGAUGGCCAGUUGUAUGCAGUUAAGAAAAUUCUGAUAAAGCAUGUUACAAGAGAAGACUGUAGAAAGGUGCUUAGGGAGGUGAAAUUGCUGUCUAGCGUACAGCAUCCUAACAUAGUGGGUUAUCACACAGCCUGGAUGGAACAUGUGCAGUCUUCAGAGGAAAACCCAAAAUCUGUCAUUUCUAAUUUACCAGCAUUGAAACCAUCAUCAAUGAAAGACAGUGAUGGUUCCUCUAUAGUAUUUGAAAGCUCCUACUGCCCAGAAGCUAACAUGCAAGACUCUCUGAAGGAAGCUAGCACAGCAGAAGGUGUACCUGGAAGCACACCAGAGCAGAGUGAAGCGGUGUGCUCCAAAGGCAGGAGCACUAUGGAUAACUUUGUGCCUUGUGUGUUUCUGGGGGAUCCGCAUGUAACGGCGGUGAACGGCUGCCCCGUGGCCAAUUGGGAUGGCUCUGCGUUGACAGAGGGCCAGUCAAAUAGGAGCAUGUUUGAGUUAAACAACUCUUAUUUUGAAACAGACAGUCACCAGUGCAGUGACAAGCAUACCCAAAAGAUGCAGCUCCAGCUCAUGCUGUACAUCCAAAUGCAGCUGUGCAAACUCUCUCUGAGGGACUGGAUCCUGGAGCGGAACCAGGGCAGCACUUCCCCAUCAGAUCCUUAUGGGAGUGUAGAUGUGGAAAAAACAUUCAGAAUUCUCCGGGCAAUACUUGAAGGAGUGGACUAUAUCCAUUCCAGAGGAAUUAUGCACAGAGACCUCAAGCCUAGAAAUAUUUUCCUACAUGGACCUGACUGCCACGUGAAGAUCGGAGACUUUGGGCUCGCAUGCAGAGACAUAAUAGUGGAUGCUCAAGAUUGUGAGCCCAGUGCCAGUUGCUCCUUUCACACCUCUGGAGUAGGAACAUUUGUGUAUGCUGCACCAGAACAACUAAAGGGCUCCAACUACGAUUCAAAGUCUGAUAUGUACAGCAUGGGGAUAGUUGCUGUUGAGCUUUUCCAGCCUUUCGGGACCGAGAUGGAGCGUGUGCAUACACUGGAGGAUGUCCGCCGAGGGAAGGUCCCCAGUGGCUUCUCAGAGCAGUGGGCCACGCUUAGCGGUUACAUCAGUCUGCUGACCAGCCCGGAGCCCUGCCGACGGCCCAGUGCAGCCCACCUACUGCAAAGUGAGCUCUUUCAUGACAAAAACAGGGUUAUCCAUAAUUUGCAAAGGAAGGUUGAGGAGCAAGAGGAAGAGAUUGUGCAGCUGAAGAAGCAAAUCAGUGAACUGCAGAGCACUCAGGAUGCAUUACGACAGCUGGGUCCAACCUGAACAGAGCCUAUGAAACUCCACUCAGAUUCAUGUUGUUUACUUAUGUAAAUAAUUUAGUGCAAAUGGUUAUAUAUAUAUAACAUUAUUUGUAUUUAACUAUGUGCUAUAUUAUCUUUUAAAAAGUGUAAAAUGUGAAACUUCACAUUGCAGGAAUUUUUCUUUUACCUCAGUGAUAAAAAAAAAAACCUCAGUGCAAGUUCUUUGCCUUAUGUGUUUUACUUUUUCGAACCACACGACGGCGUUUGUAGCAUGUGUAGACCAAAUAAUUUUCGCAGUCCACUUUCAAUACAGUACAGUAACAUUUCGAUUGUUGCACCUGAAAACUUGCUGUCUAUAAUUCCAUAUUUACAUAACCAAAGUAGAAUAAUUAUAAUUACCUAGAUAAAUUUUUGUUGUUCAAGCUUUGCAUAGA